Molecule: messenger RNA, 1464 nt
Organism: Naegleria fowleri
Lineage: Eukaryota; Heterolobosea; Eutetramitea; Acrasida; Naegleriidae
Exons: 1
Coding region: 1-1464 (487 amino acids)
Source: RefSeq, a predicted model, not a curated record
AUGAAACGAGGACUUGUGAAGAAAUUACUGUCUUCAUCUAAUAUUUCUCUGUUCUCAGAGGGUGCACACAUCGAUCAGCGAUUAUUCUCUACUUGGACCCGAUUGAACUCAGCAAAUAAUACUACAUCAUCAAAGGGGCAGAAUCAAGCCAUCGGAGUCAAUCAAAAUUCAACUCCACAAGAAAAACUCGAAAAGAAGUUGAGCAAAAUUGAAAGACUCUUCGGAAAGAGUUCUUCAAGAGCAAAGGAUUCAAAAAAGCAAAUUCAAUCAGUUUCAGAGAAGGAAGUAAAACAAAUGAUGGCAUCACCUUCCUCUCCCAACACCAGCACCUCCUCUCCUCCUCCUUCCAACCAUCAAACUCCAAAAAAUAAUCCCACCUACAACCCCUUGAGCCAAUUUCUUGAUUCUAGAAAUUUGAGUGAUCUUUCUCCUGAUGAAAUUGAAAAAUUCAAAGAAACUCUAAGCCCUGUCAAGAAAAGGAGCACCAUCUCGUCACCAGUAUUGGGAAGUAAAUCAAUCGUUGAAGGAGAGCAUGAUGAAUCGGCUUUGGAGAAAUUAAAGGCUCCAUUCUAUUAUAAAACAAUUUUGAGACUCAUAGAAAAACAAACCUAUUUAACACCAGAAGACAGACAUUCCAUGAAAGAGUAUGUCAAAAAGGAAUUUAAGGAUAGGAGUAAAAAUGUUGAAGAACAAUAUCUCAUUGCAGAUAAUUUUGUACACAUUAUGAGAGCUAAAGACCUAAAGAGUGCAAAAUUAGCUCUUGAUAUUUCUGAAGAAUCUAAUGUCCUCGAAGAUUCAGCAGAGUUGACAUAUUGGAAUAAUUACUAUCAACAACACGGAUUUGUUGAUGAGUGGUAUUGUGACUGGGAUUUAGUUAAAAACUUUCUUCCUGAGACCAUUCAAAAAUUAAAGACAGCUCCAACAAAGGAAACAUUGAAGAUACUUGACGUUGGCUGCGGACUAUCUACUGUUACGUUGAAGUUAUGUGACCAUUUUAAUAAGCAAAGAUUUUCUGUCACUUCUAUUGAUAUCAGUAACGUUUUGAUUGGUCUAAUGAAAGAGCAAUAUGCUGAUAUCCCAGAUGUUAUUGGAUUUUCUCAAGUCGAUGUUAAAGACAUGGAAAAAUUCUUUGAAGAUAAUUCUUUUGAUAUUAUUUUUGAUAAGGGAACAUUUGAUAGUAUCAUGUCUUUUGAUUCAUCAACCAUUGAGGAUAUUACUGCUUAUGAAUCUGAAAUAUUUAGAGUUCUUAAACCUGGAGGUCUAUUUAUGCUCUGCAGUGUGACACCUCUCGAAGGAAUUGAAGGAUUCUUCUCUGGUGAAGCUUGGUCUAGCGUUAAACUUGCAGGUAAAAAGAAUCUUCUUGAAGAUCACAACAAUAAGGGUAGAAAACUACAGCUCCCACAAGAUAGUGCCAUACAAGAUGCCCACAUUUACUUUUAUCAUAUCAAAAAACCGAGUCAAUAA